Molecule: messenger RNA, 1040 nt
Organism: Striga asiatica
Lineage: Eukaryota; Viridiplantae; Streptophyta; Magnoliopsida; Lamiales; Orobanchaceae
Source: the annotation of a GenBank genome assembly
AUUUGUCAUGCAAGCAAACAUAAUAGAGAUGAUGGCAUUACUAAAUGAUUCCUUUCGAGCAUAAGUUCGAUUCUCAUACGUAAAUUUGGUUUAUAUGUACGUAGAGUUAGUUAAUUAAUUGACAACGUGGCAUACUUAAUUAGAUAUUAUAUGCUUAUGAGAUUAAUUAGUUCUAUUUUUAUUUCAUUCUAUUUUUCAGAUGUGGCCAAAUUGAAUUCAAAUGAGUGGUACUUUUUUAGCUUCCGUGACCGGAAAUAUGCAACCGGGUUUAGAACAAAUCGAGCCACCACUUCAGGCUAUUGGAAGGCUACUGGAAAAGAUAGAGUCGUGCUCGAUCCAAAAACACAUGCAGUUGUGGGCAUGAGAAAGACUCUUGUUUUUUACAAAAAUAGAGCUCCAAACGGGAUCAAAACCGGGUGGAUUAUGCAUGAGUUUCGAAUGGAAAACCCUCACUUGCCACCUAAGGAAGAUUGGGUACUGUGUAGAGUAUUUCACAAAUCAAGAGGAGAUUUAAACAGCUCACAUAGCUUAUAUGAGUCUACAUGCAAUGAACUCUACCAACAAAGCAAUACAUCUUCGCUCGGUUUAUCAUCGACUCAAGUGGGCCCUAUUCUUCUAUCUCAUGAAAUGAAUGCUGAUAAUUAUAAGCCUCUUGUGCCAUUCAAUAAGUGUGAGGAUGACUAUGGAUUCUUGUUCGAUCUUGACUGCCCGAAUAAUAAUGAAGUGUGGAUGAUAUGAAAUUGGAUAUCGUGAUAACGGCUAAGUUUUUUUAUCAUCUGAAAAAAUUGGGAGCUAGUCGGUAUCUUUAAUCGAUCAAGUUGGUAUAUAUAGUUGAAUCAUGAAGGUAGUAGUGUGUGAUUUUGUUUCUGCAGAAUUAUGUGUUUAUUGGAAAUAGUCUAGGAAGAACUUAAUUAAUUAUGUUGCACAAUCAUGUUUGUGUUUUUAUGAAGUAUGUGUUUGUUGGAAUAGUUUAGAAUUACUUAUUCAGAUGAAUGAGGGGUUCUUGUUCAAUGUUCUGAAAAAUAGUCAUUCAAGUCUUG